This is a messenger RNA of Gymnodraco acuticeps, 357 nucleotides long. RefSeq names its product protein S100-A2-like. Gene Ontology annotation, molecular function: calcium ion binding; transition metal ion binding. The transcript is spliced from 3 exons. The record is from RefSeq and is a predicted model, not a curated record. Lineage: Eukaryota; Metazoa; Chordata; Actinopteri; Perciformes; Bathydraconidae. The coding region runs from base 74 to 343 and encodes 89 amino acids.
UGGCCGUGAUCUCUUCACACAUCCUACUCUUCCAUUCUCUCUACCUACUCAGGCUUUCAUUGAAUUUGCAAACAUGGGAGAAAGCAUGCUGGGGGCCAUGGCAGUAUUGAUGAAGAACUUCAAUAAGUAUGCUGGAACAGACGGAGACAAAGGUUCAAUGAGCAAGAAAGAACUUUCUGAAAUGCUCCACAAGGAGAUUCCUGGAAUGGUCGGAGACAAAAAACAGUUAGACGCAUUCUUCACCGGCCUGGAUGGGGACAAGGAUGGCACUGUUUCUUUCAAUGAGUAUAUCGUGCUUGUAGGAUCCUUAAUGAUGAUGCUCAAGGAAAUGUUAGAUGAAUAAAGUACAUGUCAUUA